UGGCAAUUGGGGCCGAGGCGGGGAGGCCCCCCCCUGCCCCCCAGCAUGGAGCCGGCCGCCCGCGCGGGCCCUCGCGCAGAUGAGAAUGGGAUGGGAGCUGACAAUGAGGAGGCCGGGCUAGCUCAGAACGCUCCUAAGACGGUGGAAUCUCUCAUGGCAUUAACAGGCAGGUUCAGAGAGCGUGAUUCCCAGGGUCCUGGCAAAGAGGAUUCCUCUGGGAGUCCGAGCAGGACACAGUGGCAGCAGGGAGACACUGUAGGGAAGAGACAGAGUAAAUCUGACUGGGGCCAGCCAAAGAGCCAACCAAGAGAGAAGCCCCAUCAGUGUCCUCAAUGUGGGAAAAGUUUUGGGCACAGCUCACACCUUAUUACGCACUGGAGAGUCCAUACAGGAGAGACGCCCCAUCAAUGCGCCGAAUGUGGGAAGAGGUUCAAGCACAGGUCCUCCCUCAAUACGCACCAGAGAGUGCACACGGGAGAGAGGCCCCACCAGUGCCUCGAGUGCGGGAAGAGCUUCCGGCACAGCUCCCACCUGAUCACGCACCGGAGAGUCCACACAGGCGAGAAGCCCCAUCAAUGCGCUGAGUGCGGGAGGAGAUUUCGGCACAGCUCUUCCCUUAACACACACCGGAGAGUGCACAUGGGAGAGAAACCCCAUCAGUGCGCUGAGUGUGGGAGGAGAUUCCGGCAGAGCUCGCACCUGAUCACCCACCAACGGGUUCACACUGGAGAGAGACCCUACCAGUGCGCCGAAUGCGGGAAAACCUUUGCUGGCCACUCCGCGUUCGCCACCCACCAGUGGAUCCACACCGGAGAGAAGUCCCACGCGUGCGCCGAGUGUGGGAAGCGGUUCCGGCACAGCUCCUCCCUCCAUGCCCAUCGCAGAGUGCACACUGGAGAGAAACCCCAUCAAUGCGCUGAGUGCGGGAGGCGCUUCCGGCAGAACUCGCACCUGAUCGCGCACCGGAGGGUCCACAUGGGGGAGAGCUCCUUCCGCUGCCCGGGGUGUGGGAAAGGAUUCAGCCACGGCACAGACCUCAUUCGACACUGCAGGAAGGUUCCAGUGACGUUUGCGGAUGUGGCGGUGCACUUCACGGCGGCAGAGUGGGCCCUUCUGGGCGAGAGGCAGCGGGCGCUCUACCGGGACACGAUGAUGGAGAACUAUGGGAACGUGGCCUCUCUGGGGAUUCCCGUUCACAAGCCGGACAUCAUCUCCUGCCUGGAGCGAGGAGAGGAGCCCUUUGUCCCAGCUGCCCAGGGCCUUGAGGAACCAGAGAUCCUGAGAGGCAUCUACACAGGUGAGGGAUGA
This is a messenger RNA of Terrapene triunguis (Three-toed box turtle), 1308 nucleotides long. Its product is annotated as zinc finger protein 664-like. The transcript has 4 exons. Gene Ontology annotation, molecular function: DNA-binding transcription repressor activity, RNA polymerase II-specific. NCBI's taxonomy places the organism in Eukaryota, Metazoa, Chordata, Testudines, Emydidae. Bases 46 to 1308 code for a protein of 420 amino acids. The record is from RefSeq and is a predicted model, not a curated record. Gene Ontology annotation, biological process: negative regulation of transcription by RNA polymerase II.